Molecule: messenger RNA, 2705 nt
Organism: Caenorhabditis sp. 36 PRJEB53466
Lineage: Eukaryota; Metazoa; Nematoda; Chromadorea; Rhabditida; Rhabditidae
Source: the annotation of a GenBank genome assembly
AUGGCCAAAAAGUCAAAGAGUACCCCUCCAGCUCUCUGGGUAAGUUACAAACACUGGGAAGGUACUUCCUAGAGUUAAAAAUUUCAGAAAAAGAUGGAAAUCGAUUUCAAAGGCGAAAAGACUCUAGAGAAAAACGAUAAAACUUUUGAAGAAGUUACAAAUGAACAGCUAAACGAAAAAAUUGUUGAUCAUAUUCUGCAAAGUGGCCAAAAGCUCAACGAAGUCUUGGACACUUUGAUACAGUUGAAAGUGAGGUUCACAGAAUUCGAUGUGUUGAAACAAUUAUUAUACAAUUUUAGGAUUACUUGCAAGCCCGUUCUGACCGGUUAUUCGAAGCCUUUGAUGCGAAAAUUAAACAGGAAUUCGAGGAUAUUCGCAUCACUCUUCCCCAGCCGUUCGACGAAACACGAUGGUAAUUGAACUCGGAACCUGACUCAUUCCGCCUUUUUUUCCUCAGGCAAGAACUGGAAACCAUGAACGAUGAGGAUUUGAACGAAAAGGAUCUAUUGUUCAACGGGAUUCCAGCAAGCGCCAUCAUGAUCGUCAAUGUCCUCGAAACUCUUCUGAAAGAACUGAACGUUCAUGUCAACCACGUCGACGUAUUUCCAUUUGAAAUUGAUUCCUACGGUCUUCCGCCCAUAAACUGCCGAAAAAUCUGGAAUCCUCUUCUCUGGAUGCGUUCAGAAAUCGAGGCAAAGAUGAACAAAUUCUGUACACAACGCAGUCUAAAGCCUGUCAAUUUACUCGCUACUUCAUUAGAGCACACUCCGAAAGCUGGAAUGCUGGACACACUGAUGAUACCUUCAUUGUGAGUUGGCAAUAACCAUCGAGAAAUUUUUUUGAAUUCAGCUUCUUGGAAUAUACGGCUGAUAAGCUGGAUUAUACGAAAAAAGAGAACAAAGAAGAGUUUCUGGAGAAAUUGAAGGCAAAGUUCGGAAGUUUGAAGGUGACCGAACUGAAGAUGGUGCUGCCGGAUAUUCUGAUUGCGUACACAACUGAAUUGGUAGACAGAAUGAUGCAAGUCAGCUACUUCAUCCCACACGAACUGCUCAGGCUUAUGUUUCUUUGUUGGAAUCCGGAGAUUGUUUACAUUCGAUUGCGAUCAGAGGCGUGUUCUUCAAUCGAAGACGCCGCUCGUAUCGAAUGGGAUGAGGAAGAAGUUUUCACCUCGACAACUUUGUUCAAUUCGGAACUCUACACACGUUGCGAGCCAGUUCCUUUGGGGAAUGAACUCGAAAUUGUCGAUUGUGCAGUGAUUAUCGACGCCACUGGAAGCCGGCUAUUCGAUCCGAUCCACAAUGCGAAGAAUGUGAAAACUGCCGGCAGAGACCUUCUGAUCACGUUCUCGAACAAAAUUGUUCUUGUGAAAAGAAUUGUUCCUUUCAAAAACGGAGCAUCGAUUGUUAGUUGUCCUAUUCUACUCACAAUAAUAUCUGAUCUUUCAGAAUGCCCAACUCAAACAGCAACUCGAAUUCGUAGCCAACACGUUCUUUUCCAACGCGAGCGAACAUCCUCUCCGAACCGUCCACCAUCAUCUGACGUUCACAAAUUCCGGAGAGACGAAACUGAUUGUGGUUAAAAAGUUCAUUACGAAGAUGGCGAGUGCAAUGAAACUCGGCAUAACCUUCAACAUUGAGCAGACUGUCAAGGCCAUGUUCAAUCAUUACGGUGACUCGCGGCCCAGUUCGGACCUGCUGGUCAGGCUUUUCGAUCAAGUGAAUCACUUCCAGCUCGAUAUGAAGUUAUCGCUUUCCCGCUGAUUCUUCCUUUGUUUUCUAUUUACCACGUUAUUGUCUCAUUUUGUUUGUUCACUCUCAUGAAUAAGUCUCUGCCCUCUGCGGACUAGCUUUCUCUGCGUAUCCUCGUCCAUUCCGCUAAACUUUGUCCGUUUCGCGAGCACGCCUGAUUAAUUUAAUCUGGUUUCUAGAACUGAAAGGGCUCGUUUUCUGGCGUUGCUAGGCAUUUUCAGCGCCUUCGAAUCUCUCUUAUCGAUCUCGCUCGCGUCUCGACUUUCGUCCGCUUGAUAAGCUGCGUUUUUCGUUUCUCUUCGCGAAAUUAGCUCUAUUUUGUCACUACUCUGUUUUUGCUCCCACGCGCCAUUUCAGUAUUCAGGGAAAUGCCGUUUUUCGGAAGCAAAAAGAGCGAAAAGAAGGAGAAGCCGAAGGAGGAGCCAAGUUAUCCCAGGCAACAGGUGAGAGAGGAGAAGCUUGUCAAUGCAUAAACUCCUUCAUUCAGGCCGUUCCACCACCGCCGCAAGUUGCUCAUCAUCCGGUGGCCACCUAUCCUCAGAGCACAUUCGUCUAUCAACCCAAUCAAUACUGCUACGCUCCGACUGAUCCGCGAAUAAACACCGCCACGAGCACCAGCACCACGUACACGAUGGCGUUCCCUAGGAACGAUCUGCCCGGAGCAUCUGCCAACUUCUGCGAGGGCUUCCUCGACGGACCCGACUUCUCGAAUCGUGUCCCCGAUCGAAGAAUCCCGCCGGCGCCCGGCUCUUAUUAUUUCUUCUCGGUACGCUGCUGAUUCCCAUUCCAACGUUAUUGUCUCUAUUAUUGCAGCACGGCAACAUGCCUCCACCUGCUCUAACUCCAGGAAUGAUGCCGGGUUGCUCUUCGGCCCCACCACCAGGCUCUACGAGCAGCUGCCCCCCGCCUCCGAGUUAUGAAGACGUGCUCGCGCAGGAGGUCAAGAAGAAGCUCUAA